UAAAAUUUUCAUGCCAGCCUAGCUCUCGCCGUCAUCAUGCAGAGGUGUGCUCUCUUUCAUCCACUCGCAAAUUUCGUGUGCCUCAUGCUUUUAGUGGGCCUUUUUAUGGGCCUGGUCAACCUAAAAAAGGAUUUGCGACGUCAGGGGACUAUUUUGGUAGAAAUAAGUAAGCGGCUGGAGCGAGCGGAGGCGGUUAUGGUGCAGAGACAACGAGUGGAGGCCGCGUUCAAAAUGCCGAAAAAUGACCGCGACAUAAUGGAAGGCGGGAUCGAGGGCCGGGUUAGCAGGCUCGAAGCCCGCAGCCAAAAGGCCCACGAGCUUUUACUUGGCUUCGUCUACUCUAGGGCUCCACCAGCUGUGCGCCACUUUUAUAUUUACCCGAGUGAUUUAGUUGAAGAACUGACUACUCUAGAUCAGGAUAGUCCUCAACUUGCAAUGCACAUACGGAAAAAUUUGUUUGCCUACCCACCGGUUCACAUUCUGCAAAAUAUGCUUCCGCCAAAGGACAUGUCAAGAGGCAACGGCCAAGUUUUACGACAUAUUUUCAAAGAUAUGAAACACGGAUUUUUCGUUGAAUGUGGUGCUCUCGACGGGCUUUCCUUGUCAAACACAUUUUAUCUGGAGCGUCUACUUGGUUGGACGGGUGUGCUUAUUGAGCCAGAACCGCAGAAUUUCUAUGAAGUUCUGAGGAAAAAAAGGAAUGUCCUAUCCAUUCCGACGUGCCUCAGCAGGUCAAAGAGACCACAGCUCGUCCCAUUCACGUUUGGAUGGUACGCAUAUGCAAAAAUCGAUACUCAGUCGCCGAUCAGCGAAAACACAAAUAACGUUCUGUGUGUUCCUUUCUACUCUAUUUUGAGGGCCAUCAAUCGCACAAACAUUGAUUUGUUUAGCUUGGAUAUUGAAGGGCACGAGUUGGACGUGUUAAGGACCAUACCAUGGGAUAAAGUGGACAUAAAGGUUUUAAUUGUUGAAUUCGCAAACAUCGAGGAAGGAAAGGACGCACUGGCCGCUUUUAUGAAACGACAAGGCUACGCGAUUUUUCCCAGUUCUCGCCAGGAAGAAAGUGUUGGCGGGUGGGCGCAAGAAGAUUACAUUUUUGUGAAAAAGGACGCCGGUCUGAAUGAGGAGUAGCCUAAAAAAGAAUGCACGCAAAAUUAAUUGCCACUAAUAUGGAUUCACGACGCGCGCACGACAUAACACAACCAAAAAAUCGGAAUUUAUCAGCCUGCUAACAACGCACUUUGCUACCGGUGGCGCAUGGCUGUUGCGCGGGUUGCGCGCCGCUCAGUUUUUAUGGCGAUUGCUCAGCGCGUGAUUCUUUUGAUAGUAACGCUGCGGCGACUGUGCGUUUUUGUUACUGUCCAUUAAUUUUGUACGUUGCCCUGCGAGUAGAUUUUUUAUCUUUAAGUGCAAAAAUAAAAAAUUUGUUCCCUCCACUUCAGCUGAAAAGUGUUGAAACCAUUUAAAAAUAUUCUUUAUUUUUAGUUAAUUCAAAAUUAAUAGACAAAAUGUA
Molecule: messenger RNA, 1513 nt
Organism: Neocloeon triangulifer
Lineage: Eukaryota; Metazoa; Arthropoda; Insecta; Ephemeroptera; Baetidae
Exons: 6
Coding region: 37-1131 (364 amino acids)
Molecular function (GO): S-adenosylmethionine-dependent methyltransferase activity
Source: RefSeq, a predicted model, not a curated record